Messenger RNA from Helicoverpa armigera (cotton bollworm), 1428 nucleotides. RefSeq names its product sterile alpha motif domain-containing protein 1-like. The transcript has 3 exons. The coding region runs from base 1 to 1428 and encodes 475 amino acids. The record is from RefSeq and is a predicted model, not a curated record. Lineage: Eukaryota; Metazoa; Arthropoda; Insecta; Lepidoptera; Noctuidae.
AUGGAUUCUAACACAAAUAAAAACCAAAACAACAACAACGACGAACUAAGGGAGUGGGAUGAGGACUCGGACUCCGAGUCCGUGUCCAGCGAGGGGGAUGCGGGGGGUUUUAAGCUCCCCCGCAACAAGAAGGACCACCGGGCCGACGCCUUCCUCAAGAGGAGGAGGGAAGACCCCGGGUCCUCCUCUGGUGGUCGCGGGGCCUCGGCCAAAAAGGUCGCCAGGAGGCCCGUCAGCGAAGGGUCCGCUAGGGCUUCUGGGGGUGGCGGAGGAGCGGCUCAUCGGAGCUCCUCCUCCGAGGAGGAGUCGGCCAUCGGCUCCGACCGGGAGCGCAGGGCGGACUUCGAGAAGACGGUGGAGUCCGCCAUCAGGCAGGUGGCCUUAAAGAGAAAAAAGCCGGCUGAGAGCCAGAUCCUGGCCCUAGUCCGUCAGGAGAUGGCGGCCUUCCAGGCUCGCUUCUCAGUCCUGGAGGGCAGGGUUCUGCGUCCCCCCCUCGCGGCGUCGAAGCCCCCAGCGGCCCAAAGGGCCUCCUAUGCGGCCGCGGUUGCAGCGGCACCCCCACCCAGAAGGGGACCGCCGAGCAAGCCCCCUGUCGCGGCGCCGAACGGACCGACCAGGAGGGCGCCCGCUCAGCCAAAGCCCAAGACCGCAAGGGCGGUCCAGGCGCAGAGGCCCCCGGUGCCACCGUCAGCACCGGCUCCGUCGUCGGCACCAGUGGCGAAACGCCCUCCAAAGCCGACACCGUCUGCGGCCCCUACCUCUUCUGCCACUGAGUCUGAGUGGCAGGUGGUGGGGGAAAAGAAAAAGAAACGGAGGGCGGCCAAAGCGGCCAAAAAGAAGGCCCAGAAACGGCGGCGCAGGGAGCGAGCCGCCGCGGCGCAACUCCGCGCCCCCAAAACCGCGGCUGUAGUAGUCACACUACAGCCGGACGCGGUCAAAAGGGGCGUGUCGUACCGCGACGUGCUCGCCCAAGCAAAGGAGGCGGUGAACCUGCAGGAGCUGGGUAUCGCCUCCGGCCUCCGGCCCCACAAGUGCGCGGAUCUGCGCAUCAUGGGCCUGGACGACUCAGUUACUGCGGAGGAGGUGGUGGCCGCCGUCGCUAGGACGGGUGGGUGCUCCGCCGACGAAGUCAAGGCGGGCACCAUACGUCCCGACUUCAGGGGCACGUGCACCAUCACGGUGAGCUGCCCCGUGACGGCGGCCAAGCGCAUCGUAGACGGACGAAGAUUGCUGGUUGGCUGGGUGUCGGCGCAGGGCGGGCCGUCCGUCGCCGCCACCGCUACCACCUCCGCAGUGGCCACCACCGCAGCUCCUGCGGCCGCCGCCGCCUCCAACGCUGCCGCCGCUGUCGACGCCGUCGUCGCCACUGCUGCUGUCGCAGAGCCCGUCUCUGCGUCUCAAGAGGAGGAAGACGUGAUGGAGUGCUAA